Molecule: messenger RNA, 822 nt
Organism: Pseudozyma flocculosa PF-1
Lineage: Eukaryota; Fungi; Basidiomycota; Ustilaginomycetes; Ustilaginales; Ustilaginaceae
Exons: 5
Coding region: 1-822 (273 amino acids)
Molecular function (GO): acid phosphatase activity
Source: RefSeq, a predicted model, not a curated record
AUGGUCAAAAGACGGCACCAAAAGAACUCGUCCAACGCCUCUUCGGCAGGCGCAGCAGCCGCCAACGACGACGAGGUGGCGUCAAACUACGGCUUCGACGGCUGGGUGCCUGGCGUGGUCGAGUCGCUGGAACGCAUCGGUUCGCCGCUGCCCAAGCUCGUCGUCUUCGAUCUCGACUACACGCUAUGGCCCCUCUGGGUGGAUACCCACGUCGACCCGCCGCUCAAGCGCAAGGGAAACGCCAUCAAUAGAGUCGUCGAUCGACACGGGCAGCCGCUCUCGUUCUUUCCGCACGUUCCUCACAUCCUGCUGUACCUCAAACGACACGGCGUCGAGAUCGCGGCUGCAUCCCGCACGUGCGCCCCGCCGGCGGCACGGCAGGCGCUCAACGGGCUCUUUCUCGUCGACGAUGCCGAGUUCGUACCCACCCCGGCCGACUCGGAGGACGAGACGGAGCAGGAGACGGGCCGAAAGGCGAGGAAGGCGUCGGCCUCUGUGACACCGCGCAGGCUCAUCAAGGCCAUCUCGCUAUUCGACCACCUCGAAAUCUACCCGGGCUCCAAGAUCGCUCACUUCCGCGAACUGCACAAGGAGUCGGGCAUCGACUAUGAAGAUCACCUCUUCUUUGACGACGAAUCUCGCAACGCCGAGGUUGGGACCAAGCUGGGCGUGCAUUUCGUCGAGGUCGGCCACCAAGGUCUGGAUCUGGCAACGUUCGAGAGGGGCGUGAGGGAGUGGAGGGCCAAGAAGCUCGUCAGGGCCAAGCAGCGGGGCGACGUCGACGACGACGAGGAUGUGGUCAAGGAGAGUGGGUUGGUCUGA